Molecule: messenger RNA, 2376 nt
Organism: Portunus trituberculatus (swimming crab)
Lineage: Eukaryota; Metazoa; Arthropoda; Malacostraca; Decapoda; Portunidae
Exons: 3
Coding region: 284-1039 (251 amino acids)
Source: RefSeq, a predicted model, not a curated record
UAUCUAGAUGCAAAACACGGGCGGGUCUCGUACCAAGCUCAGGUGUUAGUGAAAAUGUUAGCUGUGCCUCGAAACUGUGCCGAGAGAUGAGGAUUUGAGAGUAUGUGAUGAUGCUGUGAGGAAGGGAGAGAAAGAGGGAGAGAUAGAAAAAGAAGAUCCUUGACUCAAACUCAGCACCACUAACUGCUCCACCUCCUUCCACCCUUCCACCAGGACUCAGUGGACGCCAAACACCGCUGGAGGGCAGAAGAAAGGGAGAAAAAGAGAGAGAAAGUGAAGGACAAUGGAGACUGAAUACCUGGCAAUCAUCAUCACCAUCUCUGUACUCGGAGGGGUGGUGUUUGUUGCCUUCCUGUCCGUGUGCAUUACGAAGAUUGCCGCUGAUAGGUCGCUGAAGAAGAGUCUAGCAAAGUCUCGGCUCUUCGGGGGAACAGUGCCGCAGUCCCACUCCUACGUCCGCUACAAUGACCCGGAGCCACAGACCCCCGUUGGCCUCGCUCCUGACAACCCGUGGGAGAGUAACUACCCUGGCUACCACACCAACCCUGCACUGGAAGACUUCACCCCAGACCCACUCACUGACCUGUCCAUGCUCCAUGUACCGCCUCCAGAUCUGUCCAGACGCCCCUCUAUUACCCAGUACAGACCGCCAAGUGUCCUCCCCUCCCGUCAGUCCUCCUACGUACAGGAUCUUCCACGUAGACCAUCCUAUUCUCAAGAAAUGCAGCGGAGGCCCUCAAAUGCUCAAGGAAUGCCAAGGACUCGAUACUCCUACGCCCCUGAUCUCGAUAGGGGACCAUCUUAUGCUGUGCAGCGCAGUUCGUCCAUGGUUAGUCAAAUCAGGCCACGACCACCCGGCGGUGAGAACAAGCUAUGGUACAACUACAUAAAGAACGACCCGGACUACUUCACUUCGGAGUCUCUGGAAUGGAACAAGAUGCAGCCCAGAGUGUGGCAGGGCAGAUCCAGGGGUGUGCCGCCCCCAGCACCCCACCAGGACUACCACCGCCAGGCCGCCUCUCGCCUCAGCUGGAUAUAGGAGCCAACAUGAACAAGAUUUGCCUUCACUGAUCGCCUCCCACAGGACUUAUUCUGGUACACUUCUGCGUCGCACCUCGCCUACUUUCCAAAGACUUGAGUUGAGAAGACAUGGUUUUUCUUACUUUCUUUAUGGUUUGGUGACAAAUUAACAAGAUUUCUUCUUUAUGAACCGGAGAAACACUCUUGAAAAUCCGGCUAAUCAAGUACGUGGCCUUUGUAAAUAGUUGUGGUAAGAGAGCAGAGCGUUUCAGAAUACGGAUCUUAAACUUCUUGUCAGCCCCGUUUGAAGCAUCUUAGAAACGUCCAGAUAAGCAUUCAGCCAAGCGAGACACACUGGUGGGCAAGGACUGAAGCAAUGAACCCCUGAAGCAGAUGAAAAUUCGGUGCCUUCUACUGGAUAACCAAACUCUCGUCAGGUUACAAAGGAAUAUUUCUUCAAGCCUCCACAACCAAUAUGUCUCUAUCUUAAGCACCGUGAUUGUAGCAGAGCCCGGACCAUAUAUAGCUGACCCGGAGACCCAUGAAAACUACCCACCAGUGAUAACAAGGGCGGAUAUUACUUGGUUAGAAGGAAAAUUAAAAAGAAAACGGAUCUGCAAUGUCAUGAUGGGUGGGGUAACAAAGAUAAACUCGAAUGGAGGCAAAAAAAAAAAAAGGGACAAAAGUAGAAUAAGCUCGUCAGAGAAUAAGGAAAAGUAAGAAUGAUAAGAGAAAAUACCUCUUAUAUCAGUGGUGAAGUUUACGUCACGAGUGGAAAUUACCUAAAUGAUAAAGCCUCGACUUCUUGUAACAUCACUCCACUCAAUGCACGCCUAUAAUCCUGUACCUCGGUGAUGAGCAUUCCCAAACACUCCAGUGCAUGAGCUCUACUCUUAACAGGCUCAGGUGGAACGUAUGGGAGUCUUUAAGGGUGUUUUUAAUCAUUCUACUGAUAGCUUUGUACAGAUUCGUUGGUAGUGAUGGGGAAAACAGCCAUGACUUGACGAAUCUUUCCCGUGGCUCCUGAAAACAGAUACCGGUGAAAGAACAAAAACAUUUCAGGGUUGUGUUGCCGUUUCAACCAAUACACCGGGAGCAUUUGAAACACUUGAAACAUUCUAUUCUUGAUGAAGCCCCCAUGGUUAGGAGGCUACGAAAUGUUAGGUUAGGUUAUCUUAAUCAAAUAGGUUAAGGAAAGGGGAGGGGGUGGUCGAGGAAAGGAAUAUUGAUUGAAACUGCUAAUUUACUCGUUUCACAAUACAGUUCCAUGUGUGUAUUCUAGUUUCCACGCGUCACAAAGCCAUUUGGUCCAACUACUCAUUAUGUAAUAGAGAAUAAAGAACAAAAAAGUCGUGA